AUGCUCACUGGAGAGCUCCCUACGACCAUCGGAGAUCUCACCAAUCUUCAGGGUUUAUACCUGUCGGGGAACCAAUUCUCCGGUGAAAUUCCAAUUCAGCUUGCCAAGUUGGGCGAUUUAGAAUACUUGGACCUGUCAAGCAAUGAAUUGACAGGGAAAUUGCCUCCGUGGAUCGGAAACGUGACAAGCCUCUCCGAUCUAAACCUCUCCUACAACGGCUUUCAUUCGUCAAUCCCACAUGAAUUCAAGAACUUGUCAAGGCUGAAUGUCCUUGAUCUCCAUUCAAAUGAGCUCUCAGGACCAAUAAACACGAUUUUUGACAAAAAAAUUGACGACUUAUUUGGGAAUUUUCUAACCAUCGACCUCUCCAACAAUAAAUUUUCGGGUCCCAUAGAUGAAAAUAUCGGUGAGAAACCAGCCAUGGCCCCUAUUACAUCUUUGAUUUUAUCGAACAACCCGUUAGGAGGAAUGAUACCGAGGUCACUUGGGAACUUAAGUAGGUUGCAGGUAAGCGUUCCUUUUGUGUAA
Thlaspi arvense is the source of this 528-nucleotide messenger RNA. The record is from the annotation of a GenBank genome assembly. NCBI's taxonomy places the organism in Eukaryota, Viridiplantae, Streptophyta, Magnoliopsida, Brassicales, Brassicaceae.